Molecule: messenger RNA, 4303 nt
Organism: Saccoglossus kowalevskii
Lineage: Eukaryota; Metazoa; Hemichordata; Enteropneusta; Harrimaniidae
Product: TBC1 domain family member 5-like
Biological process (GO): activation of GTPase activity
Molecular function (GO): GTPase activator activity
Source: RefSeq, a predicted model, not a curated record
GCCAUCUUCUCUUCUGUCCAACCCACUGAUAACAUCGCUCGGUCAACCAAAUUCUGAGAUAAUGAGUAGUUGCUGUCUAUGAUGUUUGUAUGUAGUCAAACUUCAUUCUGCUUGCUUUGUAAUUUUGACUUUCAUUCUUCUGUUACCAUGGUGAUGGCUUUACGCAUGUCAGAUAUACAACUGCUUCCGGGAUUGUUUAGACGAUGCUUCCUUUGAUAUUUCACUGCAGACUAGCAAUAGAUCUCUGAUCACGUCACAUGACCUCAUUAUGAGUAAAAACACAGGCACUUCGAUCAAAGAUGAUAUUUUAGAUACUUUAGAGAAGUUUGGGCGUGGAAAUGAAAAGAAAAAUGAAUCAGAUAUAAAUCAGCAAGCAGCUAUCUCCCAUCCGUUAGAAGAGGAUCUGUCAGACUGUGAUGUUGACAAUUAUUUCAAAGAAACAAAACAUAGCACAUUUACAUCAUACUGUGAAGAAUGGCAGCGAUUAUUCGGUUGCCAUAACUACAUGUCAGUGAUCAAAAAGCAAGGAUUUAAUGGAAACUUGAGAAGUAGUAGAUUUAGAAGUGUAUGUUGGAGAUUGUAUUUAGAUUGUUUACCUGAGGAUCAGUGUGAUUGGAUCGAAAAAGUUCGGGAAAGCCGACAGAUUUACAGCGAUAUUAAAGAUAUACACAUAACGAAUCCACGUAACGAAAGUAAACAAGAUGUUACAGUUCACCAUCCAUUGUCAUUGGAUGAACAGAGCCCAUGGAACAAAUUUUUUCAAGACAACGAAUUAAGACACGUUAUAAAUCAAGAUGUUAAAAGAACUUUCCCAGAAAUCCAAUUUUUUCAGACGCAAGAAGUUCGCGAUAUGAUGGUCAAUAUACUGUUUUGCUAUGCACGGGAAAAUGAAGAAUUGUCCUACAAACAGGGUAUGCACGAGUUAUUAGCACCUAUUAUCUUUGUACUCCACUGUGAUCACCAGGCAUUCUUACAUGCUACAGAAAUGGAGUCGUUAUUAGAAGUUGUUAAGGAGCUUUUAAAUCCCGAUUACAUUGAGCACGAUGCAUACGCCUUGUUUGUACAGCUAAUGGAAACCAUGGAACCGUGGUAUAGAUUUGGCAGACCAGAGUCAAGGUCAUACUUCCAGGGUAUCAAAAACAAGAUCAUGUCAGCGACGCCAUUCACUGAUCCAUCAGAAUUCAGCCCUUCCUCACCAGUUGUUACAAAACUCACCAAAAUACAAGAUAGAGUACUUCAAAAAUAUGAUUAUGAAUUGUAUUUACAUUUAUCUCGACUUGAGAUUGCACCACAGAUAUAUGGCAUUCGGUGGGUUCGUUUGCUGUUUGGAAGAGAAUUUCCUUUACAAGACCUAUUAGUAUUAUGGGAUGCCAUCUUUGCAGACGGUUUGACUUUUGACUUGAUAGAUUAUAUAUUUGUCGCCAUGUUGAUGUAUGUACGAGAACAAUUAUUGAGUAAUGAUUAUCCCGGAUCACUGAAAACACUGAUGAGGUAUCCACCUGUUACAGAUGUCCAUUUUCUUCUCAACCAGUCACUGUAUCUUAGGAAACCAAAGGAUCGCAAGAAACCUUCUGUACCUGUAUAUAAUUUUUCUUAUCCUAAAAUUGAUGUUGCCGGUCAAUCUAAGACAGCGCCCUCACAGUCUUCAACACAGAAACCUAAACCCAAUAAAGUCAGUGUGGGCAUCGCAAAUAUAACAAAGAGAAUCAAGAACAAAACGUCAGACGUGAAAGUGAAAGUACCGAAAUCAACAAGUGAACCGUCGUCAAUUAGUGAGGCUGGUAGUGAAGCAGUAGACAAAUCUGUCAAAGCAAAGACUUUACCGUCACGAGGCAGUGGAACCAUGACACCGCUGGAUAAUGUAACACCAGGCACAGGUAAAACUCCUCAAUCUGAUGCAGCCAGUAAAAAAACAUCUAUAUUUGGUCGACCAAGAAGUUUUAGUAGAAAGAAUAAAGAGGAAGAGGAACUUCAACAUAAAUUAUCAAUAGUACAAGGAGAGUACAAUGACUUACAGGACAUGUGUAUGUACUGCUCUACUAAAAUGGAGUCACUUAUCAAUAAUGUUCAGAAAGAAUUGACAAAAGAGAAGUUGCAGAGAGAAGAUGAAAUCAUGCUGGCAAUCGCUGGACUUAAACAGGUAAGAGAUAUCCUUAAAGGUACUCUAAAGUUUUCUCGGAAUUUACUUGACGAUGAAGACGAGAUCGUAAUCAGCGAUGAUCACUACGGACUGAAUCUAGAUGGGGAGUCAUCUGAUCAGUCAGCUGACCAAUUAGAGACAGUCCUGUCAGGUGACAUUGCUGUCGACCAAACUGAUCAAUCUUCAGUGUCAGCUGAUCAGUCUUCUGACCAAUCGGAGACAGCUCUCCCAAAAGGCACAGACUCUACAAAUUCGCAGGAUUUUGUUUUUCUUGAUGGAGAACCUGGAAAUGGAACUGCAAGCCAGCAUGAUGAUGCUCUGGAAUGUAACCGUGGUGACAAAUUGAUGGUGGACAAUAGCGAAACUCAGUCGGCAGAAAUCAAUGAUUUGGACUACUCAAUAUUGAACAUUGAUGGUAAUCUUUCAAAUACGACAACAAAAUGAGAACUUUUUUCUGACUCAUGAACUUGCUCUGUGUACAUAUAUCACUUUAUUGUGGCAUAAAUUUUAAUAGCGUGUUUGUUUUAAACCACGGGAGAAAAUUAUUUUCUUCUUGUGCUUAUCAUUAUCUAAAUUACCAGAACUUUGGGUUUUUGUGUUUUAACUAUCCAUAAGUUUGUGAAUGUACGUCUGUCUGUAUUGGUUGAAUGUUAGUGAACAACAAAUGGAGUUGUAAUCAUACAAUUUUAAUAUUCAGUAUAUGUUGUACUGUGUAUUUAUGCGCCUUUUCACCACUUUUGUGAAUAUUUACAACAAAGUAGUUUUUUGCUUUUAUCAUUAAUUUAGAUCCAAACAUCAAAGGUUUUAAGUCACACACUGCAAGUGUUGUCAAAUCAUGUCUGGUCUCUCGAGAAGCAAUGUAGAAAAAUUUUGAAAAAAAGAGAACCAGUUUAAAUAUUUACUUGUCAGGAAAACCGCGACUGAGUUCGAUUAGUGAUUCUAUUUUUUUAUACUACAGGGAAAUUUCUAUUUUGUGUUUUAGAUGUACAUUUCUAGUGUUGAUACAAAUGCUCAGCGGAUGCAAAACACUCUAGUUAAUACUUGACUACCCAAGCCUUUUAUUUGAGUGUAACUUUAGUUAAAACAAACUGGUUUUGAAAUGGUGGACAGACACAUUUAGAGUAAGUACUCCAUCGAAUCAACUUCCUCUAUUGUACCAGUACCAGGGUGGUUGAAUCAACAUUUUGGUACAUGUACAGUGAUUUUCAUAAGGGCAUUAAUGUUUUCAUUCAAAUCCAUUAAAGAUGCUUUAAUUGGCUAUAAAUGCAAAUUUGGUAACACCCAUGAGUCUUUGCAAGUCUCUUUCAGUCAUUGGCUAAAUUACUACUAUGCAUCAGUGUUGUGAUUGGUCAAGUUGUUUUCAACUGACCGUCUUAGAAAAUUUUUAAAUAUUCAUGCCUACAUGAAAUUCACUGUAAAUACUGUUAUGUCCAGUAUACCAUUUGAUUUUUAUAAAAAAAAAUAUAAAAGCUGUGUUAAAUUUAUAACAUUUUGGGUAGUUGGCUCUAUGUUAAAAAUUACCCAAGUUUUGACAUUGCUGUCUGUAGGGAGUUUAGCCCUUUGAGCACCAAAUUUCCCAGUUAUAUUUGUUCAAAUUUUCUGCAACUGUCACUGAAUUCAAUCUUCAUUUUAGACUAAAACAGACAAAAUGUGACCUCGCUUUUGGUUUUUGAUAAAAAAAAAUUGAAAUAUUUCAUUUGAAAAAGAGCAGACUAUAAAUACUACUAUUUUGUGGAUGGUGACUGAAGUCAACUUUGGUGCUCAAUAGGUUAGGUUAAUGUUGUCUGACCUGACAAUUCAGAUCAAAAUGCAAAAAAAAAAAUGUUGGGAAAUAGUAUUCAACUUUAGUGCAAUCUUUACUGCCAUUUUCAAUGUGUAAUCGUUCGCCACAAAGUAGUCCUGUUUAAUAUCUGUGUUUUCAUAGAUAUUUUUAAUAUUUGAUCGUAAUCUCAUUGAAAUAUACUUUUUAUCCCUGAGAGAAAAUUACACAGACCUGCAAUAUUUAUACAAAAUGUUGUACCCGUUUGUAAACAAGGCUGAUUUAAAAAAAAAAAAAAAAAAAGUUUGUUCACUGAUGUGUUACGAGUGUAACCAGAAAUAAACCGAUUGAUUUUCAUUAUAAUUAGUAAUUGCAUGUACUGGUAUAUCAUUAACUUGUUUCUG